Messenger RNA from Trichoderma asperellum CBS 433.97, 3172 nucleotides. RefSeq lists its product as uncharacterized. NCBI's taxonomy places the organism in Eukaryota, Fungi, Ascomycota, Sordariomycetes, Hypocreales, Hypocreaceae. The record is from RefSeq and is a predicted model, not a curated record.
CGACCUGGCUGUGAGAUCUACGCACAAGAAAGUCACUUAUAGAAAGCAUCAAUUAAGCUUAUAACAUAAUGUCGGGCUAUCCACAGCCACCGCCGAUACCUCCCCGAUACGGCAAUGCAUCUGGUCCCCCUCAAUCCCCUCCUCGAGUCCCUCCUAGGCAGACAGGCGACCAGCCAGUGCAAAAUAAUGCCCAAUACUCAUACGGAGGCAUGAUUCCACAGCAGCAAACCCCGUAUGGAUAUCAAGCUCCACCUAUCUCGGAACCAUCAUCGUAUUCAGCUACUACUGCAUCGGCGCCAUAUUACCCGCCUCCUCCAGGCGCACCACCGUCUAGGCAGUCGAGCUAUCCGCUUGGUCCAGCAACGACAAAUCCUAGCGUGGUCUCGGCAGCAUCUACUCAGAUACCAUCUCAGUCCUAUCCUCCUCCUCCUAUUCCCCGCCGCCCAGUUCCACAGAGUCCAUCUAGUUACUCCCAGCACCCCCCAUAUAAUCCAGCUCAAAGUGCACAAACUCAAGCUUCACAUCCAUAUUUUCCACCUCCUCCUAUCACCUAUUACAAUAGCCCUUCUGGCAGUGUUGCGACCGCUCCAAACACAUCCGGCCCUCCAUCAGUUACACCUCUCCAGAGCUCAACAUACCAAGACACGAGCUAUACGUCUAAUGAACAAUACAGCGGGCCUAGCUCUUUACCACAGUCGCCAGUAUCAGGAGAAUAUAUGCCACACGGAAAUCCAUAUUUACCAUCUCAGCAGCAAAUAGCGAAUACACCUUCAUCUCCUCCUCCUUUGCCGCUGUCAACUCGUCCUCCGGUUGGAAGCACCACUACCAUCUAUUACGCUCCCCCUCCUCCGCCUCGUCCGACUACGGACCCAGCAACUCAAGGACAGCGAUCUACAGCAUCAUCGCAAAAUGCGCAUCAAUCAUCGUUACUGUCGUCUGAGCCGCAAACUAUCCAAGAGCAGGAUCCACCGAGGUCCGCUGUAGCUCUCAAUUCUCAGCAUGCAGCUUUGACAUACAGUCCUCCUCCGAAUUCAGCUGCAUUGCCCGAAGCACAUGAAUCUCAUGUCCUUCCUCAAGCAUACCAACCGCGGCCUACUCAAGCCUCAUCAGCUCAAAACACAAAUGAUAUCAGCCCAGAAGAAAUCCAGCGGUCAACUACAGCGUCAUCUGCAGACCCCAUGGCUAGUCUUUCCACGCAAAUGGUUAACCUCAGCAUGAGUCCCCUGGGAGAUAGUUCAGGGUCACAGCCCUAUGUAAGGCAGUUGGAUGAAAAUGCACCGCGGCCUCCACCGCAUAUCCGUGCUGCAGGGCCGCCCCUGGAAGUUAUUACUUUUUGUCCAGAAACAAGGAUGUUAGAUUAUUCACUUUACUGGUAUCAUUUACCUGACAUGCCGGAUUUCCUGAUAUGCACAAAAUGCCACGCUGAUCAUAUCAAAUCUACCCAGCUGGCAAGCCAGUUUGAGAAGAUAAAGCGGCCUGAUAACUAUUACUCUUCCUGUUCUUUCUGGAUUCCUCGAGUAAAGGAAGUUAUGUGGCCUCAGGCUGUUCGUACAGGCAACAUCGACGCGUUGCGACUGUUCAUGAACAAGCGUGGCAGUAUAAAGGCAUGCAAAGGGGCAAAUCCAACGGCGGCCACAGAACAAAUUAAAUGGUAUGGAAUGUCCAAUAGCGAAAUUAACGGGUUCAUCGCAUGCGAAGCUUGCUACGAGGAUCGCAUAGUAGGUACGUCGUUUGAGAGCAAGUUCUCUCUAUAUCGCCAGCAGCCUGCCAAUGAGAACUGGUCCUGUGAUGUUGCUGUGCAAUACAUCUCCCGAGCCGUUGUUAAACUGGCUCAGCAGAAUGACUGGGUCGGAUUUGUUGCCAGAGCUACUCGCCGCCUCUCCUUACCUAAGUGUGAAGGGAAAGACAUACAGUCAAAUUCUUGUACCUGGUACAUACCACGGCGCAAGAUCCAGAAUAUGCAGGCUUGUGAGGCUUGCUACAUGGACAGAGUUGUUCUCACGCGGUUUGAAAGAGAAUUCGAAGCAUAUAGCAUGAACACGGAUUUGGAUUCUUUUAUCCAUCAUUUUACUCAAUUAUGGGCCUGCAAACUACACGAAACUAACCUCCCCUUGGUGUGGGCUAUGGAAAAUGCAAUUGAACAGCGCGAUUGGUCUGUGUUUAGUAGCUCGGCAGAAGUCGCGUGUCGACUCCCCCCUUGUACGGCAAACGGGAUCAUUCGCGGCAACUGGUGGACAAUCCAAGGAGGGUGUGACAACUUUGAUGUUUGUGAGAGCUGUUAUACGUCCAUUCUAAGAACGAGUGGAGUCGGCCACUUCUUCGAGCCUGCACGACGCAAUCCCGAGGCCACUUUAGUCUGCGAUUUUUGCGUGUCGAGCCCUCGAUUCCGGCAAUAUUUAAGAAUGUAUGCCAAAUCGAUGGAUCAAGGAGUUUUCAGUUACUACCUGGACUACGUCCGGACGUUUGCUUCGAUUCCUGUCUGCCCUGUGCUCAAAACAGUCGAGAAGACAACUUGGUGGGGUUAUCCCGGCGCUUUGUUCUGUCAGGAUUGCUAUUUGAGUUUUGUUAUCGACACUAAACUUGGCAGUUCGGUGCCCAUAAAGAAAGGAUUUGAUGAGCGCCCUCAAAUUUGUCAGAUCUGGUCGUCUCGCAUGCGCACAAUGUGGCUGCAAGCGUGUGACGCUGGUGCCCCAGGCUCUCCCGAAUCGGAUGCCAAGGUGGCAGAAUUCACCGAAUUUGCAAAUAACCGGCUGAAAAUUUAUACUCAAACAAUUCCUCUGAUGGAUUUAAUCCGCUCAAUGAAGCAAGCGAAAAUGCAAGCCGCGAUGACUCAGGGCCUGGUGAGUGUCAUGUACACGGGUAUGGAUGGAUUAUUGUCUGUAUCUGGCGCCACAGAUGGGCAUCUUCAUGGAAGUAGUCAGCUAGGCUGGUAUGACACAGCCCAAGGCGCACAGGGAGCGCAAGCGUUCCAGAAUAUGCAAGCUGGUUUCGCAAAUGCAAACCGGGCAGAUGAGUGGAUGCAAAUGUUCCAACUUGAGCAGAUAUGGAAACAGGUUGAGUAGGGCAGACGCAUGUAUGUAACGACCAAUAUUAUAGACAUAGCUGGCGUAUUAAUACCUGCUAAGACCCCAAACAAUGUAGCAGAUUAUUAGUCUCCCAUUCUAGCGUUCGC